AUGCGAGCACUGGAUACGGGAGUGGAUGCGCUGCGAGCUGAAUACAGGUCCCUAGCCAGAUACACAUUGCCGUCAGUGACGUAUCAAGCUUUUGUAACAAAUCAUCCUGCUGGUAGAAACAGGUACCAGGACGUACCUUGUCAAGAUCAGCAUCGUGUUGUGAUUAAUUGGCCAGGAGCUCCUUCCGAUUAUAUUCAUGCAAAUUAUAUUGGAACACCAAAAUCAGAAAAAAGGUUUAUUUGCACACAAGUACGUCGACGUUGUUUCUACUUCAUUAUUGUUAUCCAUUGUCACAUGCAUUCCUCAGCCUAA
Molecule: messenger RNA, 312 nt
Organism: Cylicostephanus goldi
Lineage: Eukaryota; Metazoa; Nematoda; Chromadorea; Rhabditida; Strongylidae
Source: the annotation of a GenBank genome assembly